Labeo rohita (rohu) is the source of this 1712-nucleotide messenger RNA. RefSeq names its product protein O-glucosyltransferase 1 (gene poglut1). The record is from RefSeq and is a predicted model, not a curated record. The transcript is spliced from 11 exons. Gene Ontology annotation, molecular function: UDP-xylosyltransferase activity; UDP-glucosyltransferase activity. Gene Ontology annotation, cellular component: endomembrane system. Lineage: Eukaryota; Metazoa; Chordata; Actinopteri; Cypriniformes; Cyprinidae. Gene Ontology annotation, biological process: protein O-linked glycosylation; positive regulation of Notch signaling pathway. The coding region runs from base 39 to 1220 and encodes 393 amino acids.
CUCAAAUCGAGCCAGUCACGCUUAAUUGAUGCAGAAAAAUGGAGCUGCCAUGGCUGAUUUUGCCGUCUUUUAUUCUUUUGCUGAAUGGAGUUGAAUUGUGUCUUUCAGAUAACGUCUUUCCAUCAGCCAAACGCUGGCAGUCAUUCAUCACGAAGAUCACAGAAGCCACACAAAAUUACCAGCCAUGCAGUCUGGAGAACUGCAGUUGUCAUCUCAGUGUCUUGAAAGAUGACCUUAGGCCAUUUAAAAAUGGUAUAUCUGAGGGGUUGAUGGCAGACACAGUGCACAGAGGUGUUGGUACGCACUACCAGAUCAUCGGAAACAAGUUGUACAGAGAACAAAGCUGCAUGUUUCCAGCAAGAUGCAGUGGUGUUGAGCACUUCAUCCUAAAAGUGAUUAGACGGUUGCCAGAUUUGGAGGUGGUGAUUAAUGUUCGUGACUAUCCACAGGUUCCUGGAUGGGUUCAGCCAGUCUUGCCUGUACUUUCUUUCAGUAAGACAGCAGACUACCAGGACAUCAUGUACCCUGCAUGGACAUUUUGGGAGGGAGGUCCUGCUGUAUGGCCCAUUUACCCCACUGGGCUGGGCCGAUGGGACCUCAUGAGGGAUGACCUGAAAAAAUCAGCUGCUCGAUGGCCCUGGAAGAAAAAAAGUCCAAAAGGAUUCUUUAGAGGCUCUAGAACCAGUUCAGAAAGGGACCCACUAAUCCUUCUCUCAAGAGAAGCCCCAGACCUUGUGGAUGCCGAGUACACUAAGAACCAGGCCUGGAAGUCAGAGAAGGAUACUCUGGGUGGACCCCCAGCCAAAGAAAUCCCCCUAGUUGACCACUGUGAAUACAAAUACCUUUUUAACUUCCGAGGUGUGGCUGCUAGUUUCCGUUUGAAACAUCUGUUCCUGUGUGGAUCGUUGGUUUUUCAUGUCGGCGAGGACUGGCUUGAGUUCUUCUACCCUCAGCUCAAGCCCUGGGUUCACUAUAUUCCUGUCAAACAGGACUUGUCUGAUCUCAGAGAGCUGCUUCAGUUUGUGAAAGAAAAUGAUGGUGUAGCAGAAGAAAUUGCUAUAAGGGGUCAGAAGUUUAUUCUGGAUCAUCUCCGUAUGGAGGACGUGUCUUGUUACUGGGAGAGGCUCCUCACUGACUUCAGCAAGCUGCUCAAAUACAAACCCCAGAGAAAAUCAAAUUACAAUCAGAUCAUUCACACAGCCAGCAGAUCUGAACUUUGACAUGAAGAAAUUAUUCAGGGGGAGAUCAUCCUCCUUUUUUGUAUGCCUUUAUUUUUGUUUUUCAUUCUCUUGCUCUUUAAACUGAUCUUAAAUGGCUGAAAAGAGUGUUUAAAGGCAGCUCUGUGUAGUUAAUACAGUGAAUCCUGCCAAAUGUCUCUAAGACUGUCUAUAUUGCUUUAAAGGUUGAGACUCUUGAAUGUUUUAAAAUCAGUCAAGUUACAGUUAAUUUACCAUAUAGCAGUCUGCAUAAAAAAAAAUAAAAAAAAAAACCUGUUCAGACCCUCAUCCUCUGGAUGUCAGAAAUAUAACACAGCUAAAAUAUGCUUUGUGUCUUCAUAGUAUUCAUCAGUCUCAACACAAAUUCUUAAGGUCAUAAGAAGUCAGUAUGAAGUGUGGUAUUAAAUAUGAUGCAGGUGUAAUAAACUAUAAAAAGAAUUUAUUGUGAAACAUAACAACGACCUGCCAAAAAAAAAAAAAAAAGAAAGAAAGAAA